Opisthocomus hoazin is the source of this 1379-nucleotide messenger RNA. The record is from RefSeq and is a predicted model, not a curated record. Lineage: Eukaryota; Metazoa; Chordata; Aves; Opisthocomiformes; Opisthocomidae.
CCUUGUAGCUUCCCAAUUACUGAAGGAUGUCAGCAAUUGGAGUAGUGUCCUCCUGUUCCUGUCUCCGUCCUGGUGUAUGGCUGCUGAAACCGGGAAUGCAGAAGCUGAGCUCCUUGGGCUUACAUACAGCGGCCAGGUGUGCUGCCAAGGAUUAUUAUGAAGUACUCGUGUUGGGUGGAGGCACUGGUGGAAUCACCAUGAGUGCUCGGAUGAAGAGGAAAGUGGGGGCAGAAAAUGUGGCUGUUGUUGAGCCAAGUAAGACUCAUUACUAUCAGCCACUGUGGACUCUGGUUGGUGGUGGUGCAAAGCAGCUGGCAACUUCUGCACGUCCGACAGAAAGUGUAAUGCCAAAAGGUGUUGAGUGGAUCAAAUCUCGAGUUACAGGAUUGGAUCCAGAUAAGAACUGUGUCUGGCUGGAGAAUGACGUCAAGAUAUCUUACAAGUAUCUGAUAAUUGCCCUUGGGAUUAGUCUGCAUUACGAAAAGAUCAAAGGCUUGCCUGAAGGUUUUCAUUACCCUAAAAUAGGUUCCAAUUACUCAGUUCAUACAGUAGAGAAAACAUGGAAAGCUUUACAAGAUUUCAAGGAAGGAAAUGCUAUCUUCACUUUUCCAAAUACUCCAGUGAAAUGUGCAGGUGCUCCUCAGAAGAUCAUGUAUUUAUCAGAGGCCUACUGGACGAAGACAGGAAAACGAUCCAAAGCAAACAUAAUGUUCAACACUUCACUUGGUGUCAUUUUUGGUGUUAAGAAGUACGCUGAUGCGUUGCUUGAAAUAAUAAAGGAGAGGAAUAUUGCUGUUAACUACAAGCGCAACCUUGUAGAAGUUCGAGCAGACAAGCAGGAAGCCGUGUUUGAAAACCUGGACAAACCCGGAGCGACUGAAGUUCAUCAGUACGAAAUGCUUCAUGUCACACCCCCGAUGGGGCCACCUGAUGUACUCAUCAACAGUCCCAUCUCCGAUCAAAGUGGCUGGGUGGAUGUAGAUAAGGAAACUCUACAACAUAAGAAGUAUCCUAAUGUGUUUGGUAUUGGAGACUGCACCAACCUUCCAACAUCAAAAACUGCUGCAGCUGUAGCUGCUCAGUCUGGAGUGCUCGAUCACACUAUCUCCCUGGUGAUGAAGAACCAGUUGCCAACUAAAAAGUAUGAUGGAUAUACUUCCUGCCCGCUAGUGACAGGCUACAACAAGGUGAUUCUAGCAGAAUUUGACUACAACGCUCAGCCUUUGGAGACCUUCCCCAUUGACCAAAGCAAGGAGAGAGUAACCAUGUACCAUAUGAAAGCUGAUAUGAUGCCUUUUCUUUACUGGAAUGCACUACUUAAGGGAUACUGGGGAGGACCAGCUCCUAUCAGGAAGCUAAUGCAUCUGGGCUUGAAGUAA